Molecule: messenger RNA, 8609 nt
Organism: Cygnus atratus (black swan)
Lineage: Eukaryota; Metazoa; Chordata; Aves; Anseriformes; Anatidae
Gene: SLC45A4
Product: solute carrier family 45 member 4
Exons: 9
Coding region: 758-3121 (787 amino acids)
Biological process (GO): transmembrane transport
Cellular component (GO): membrane
Molecular function (GO): sucrose:proton symporter activity
Source: RefSeq, a predicted model, not a curated record
GCCGUGAGGGAGCAGAGCCCUUCCUCCUCCUUCUCCUCUUCCUUCUCCUUCUCCUCCUUUCCCCCCCCACCCACCCUCCCCGCCGCGGGCACCUCCCCCGCCACACGGAGCUGGUCCCGGGUGCAGGGGGGAGAGCAGGGGGCAGGUGAGGAGUCCUAAUGGGAAUUUAAUCAGCCACGGGGCUGUAAUUGCUGCCUUUUUGAACCGAAGGCCUCGUGACUCGGUUACGCGCUGGUGCUUCUAGAAGGGUGCAGGAUUUUUGCUUGUAAACGUUUGCGAAGGAGCAGCGCAGGACGAUGGAAGGAUCCAGCCCCCUUGCACAACUCCAGCAGAGCUCUUGAGUGCGUUUGUCCAGCAGGGUCAGAAAUUCAGAUUAAUCAGCCACUCGAUGGGGAUUAACAGUGGAGCACCUCUUUGUGUCGCCUUUCCACCUCUCUGUAGCAAGAAUAACAACUUCAGCACUUCUUCAAUAAUAAUUAUGAAACUGGUAUUAACUGAAUGGCAAUUAUGGAUUUUUAACUCUAACUCUCAGUAAACCAGCAAGCCAUAUGUUGAAAUUCCUACCAAAUAGCUUUUCGUCCUUGAUGUCUCGUAUCUGUACAAGAAGUUGCAAGAUUCCUGUUUGUACAAGAGGAAUAUAAGCGUUUACUUGCCUGAGGAACAGAAGCUGAAAGAGAAGACACCCUGACUUGUUUGUGGAGUUAUGGUAGUAUUAUUUAUAUAGAUAUAACAAAGAUAUAUAUAUAUAUAUAUUUUUAUGGUAAUGAAAAUGGCUCCCCAGAAUGCUGACUCGGAAUCUAUGCAAGUUCAAGACCUACCUGUGGCACAGCUUCAGAAACCAGAAACCAAGGAGAAUGAAAGCAGAGAGGAGACCAUUAGUGAAGGGUCCAUAGACCGGAUACCGAUCCGCCUGUGGGUGAUGCAUGGUGCAGUCAUGUUUGGCAGGGAAUUUUGUUACGCCAUGGAGACGGCUUUGGUAACGCCUGUUUUGUUACAAAUCGGUCUUCCUGAGCAAUACUACAGCCUCACUUGGUUCCUUAGCCCUAUCCUGGGCUUGAUCUUCACUCCGCUUAUAGGUUCAGCUAGUGACCGCUGCACGCUGAGCUGGGGCCGCCGGCGGCCUUUUAUCCUCGCUCUCUCCAUUGGUGUCCUCUUUGGAGUUGCACUUUUCCUUAAUGGCUCUGUUAUAGGUCUGGCUAUUGGCGACGUCCCGGACAAGCAGCCCAUCGGUAUAGUUCUCACGGUGCUUGGCGUUGUGGUGCUGGACUUCUGCGCCGAUGCAACGGAAGGGCCAAUUCGGGCAUACCUGUUGGAUGUGGUGGACAGUGAAGAACAAGAUAUGGCCCUGAACAUCCAUGCCUUUUCAGCUGGCCUCGGAGGAGCAAUCGGUUAUAUGUUAGGAGGGCUGGACUGGACACAGACCUUCUUGGGUGUUAUUUUUAAAUCUCAAGAGCAAGUCCUUUUCUUCUUCGCAGCCAUUAUUUUCUCAGUCUCCGUUGCUCUCCACCUUUUUAGCAUUGAAGAAGAGCAAUAUAACCCUCAGCAGGACAGGAUUGACGACGAAGGAGACACCCUUUCUAGUGUCAAAUUCAGCGGCAGCCUCCCCCCUCUGAAUCGGCUGAAUGUGAUCAGCGAGGAGGAGCCGUACGGAGCCUCGAUGUUCCACGACGAGGUUCAGUCCGAGCACGAUCUCAGCAUGGAGUUCCUUGAGGUGAACAUUGUGAGGAGUAAGAGCGAUUCCGUGCUGCACAUGCCCGACGCCACUUUGGAAAUAGAAUCAGAGCUGCUCUUCCUGCAUGACAUCGAACCCUCCAUUUUUCAGGACGCUUCGUAUCCAAACACCCCCCACAACACCAGCCAAGAGAUGAUGAAGUCCAAACUGAACCACCUCUCUCCUUUCCUCAGGGACAACGAGAAGGAGGAGGAAAUGUUGCUUGAUAAUCGCUUAAAUGAAGACAAAGUCCCAAACGUGAACGGCUCCCUGCGAAAAGAGUUCCUCAACGGCCACGCUCGAAUAGGCAUGAAGCAGUCCAGCACUUCCAACUCCAUGCGGAGGCGGAGGCACAUGUUCUACCGGCAGCCCUCCUACACCUUCUCCUACUACGGCAAAAUCGGCUCUCACCGCUAUCGCUUCCGUCGAGCCAACGCCAUCGUCUUGAUAAAGUCCUCGCGCAGCAUGAACGACAUCUACGACAUGCAGAAGCGGCAGCGGCAGAGGUACCGGCACAGGAACCAGAGCGGCACGACAAACUCAAGCGGAGACACCGAGAGCGAGGAGGGGGAAACUGAAACCACUGUCAGGCUCUUGUGGUUGUCGAUGCUGAAGAUGCCAAAGGAGCUGCUGAGACUGUGCGUUUGUCACCUCUUAACGUGGUUCUCGAUCAUCGCUGAAGCUGUGUUCUACACGGAUUUCAUGGGCCAGGUCAUCUUUCAGGGCGAUCCAAAGGCCCCUUCCAAUUCAACGGAGUUACAUGCCUACAACGCGGGAGUUCAGAUGGGGUGCUGGGGACUGGUGAUUUAUGCUGCUACUGCUGCCGUUUGUUCAGCCUUGUUGCAGAAAUACUUGGACAACUACGACCUUAGCAUAAAGGUGAUCUACAUCCUGGGCACACUGGGUUUUUCUCUUGGCACUGCAGUGAUGGCUAUGUUCCCCAACGUGUACGUCACCAUGAUAAUGAUCAGCACGAUGGGAAUAGUCUCCAUGAGUAUCUCCUACUGCCCCUACGCGCUUCUGGGACAAUACCAUGAUAUUAAAGAGUACAUUCACCACAGCCCUGGGAACUCCAAGCGAGGAUUUGGCAUAGACUGUGCUAUUCUGUCGUGUCAGGUUUACAUCUCCCAGAUCCUCGUGGCCUCCGCCCUUGGCGGCGUGGUGGAUGUGGUUGGCACGGUCAGAGUCAUUCCCAUGGUGGCUUCGGUGGGAUCCUUCCUGGGGUUUUUGACAGCCACCUUCUUGGUGAUAUACCCCGAAGUCAACGAAGAGCCGAAGGAAGAGCAGAAAGGACUGGGUCCUCCAGAGACCACCGAGGGCAGCAGCACGAGCGCGGAGAAGCCGACCGUACUGAAGCUCACGCGCAAGGGCACUGCCGCGUCGGAGCUGGAGAGCGAGUCAGCCGUGUGAGGCCGCCGCUUGUUCACCACAUUCCAGGGAGUGCAGGUGCAGGAUCAAGAACUCUUUCUUUCUUUUUUUUUUUCUUUUUUCCAGGAAAACAAAUUAGGAUCUUCACUACUUGUAGCUAAAGUUGCAGAAGAAAAGGCAGUUUCAUGCAAAAAUGUAAAUGAAAUUCUGUAGUCCUUAAUAUAGGUUUGAACAGGUAGCUAUGAUGCUAAUUGCUUUCUCUACAACUUAGAAAUGUCAUUUCUGAACACUUUUUUAUUGCGAAUACAUUUAGGUUUCAAAUAAGUUUUAUUAAUCUGCAUGAGACUCACAGUGUAUGCGAUUAGCAGUUAGAAAAAUUAAGUUUUCGGCUGUUUUUAAACUAACUGAAAAUGGAAGCUAUCUCGACUUAUAGUCUCUUGCCUUUUUUUGUCUGAACAUUUCAGAUUUCACUAGUGCAGUAGCUGAAUCAAACGCUUAGACACCUUGAUCAGUUUUUUUCAGGAGCGUAUUAUUGGUCUGACAGCUACAGUUCUUUAACAUUAAUUUUAGAUUUCAUAUUUUCGUUAGUGCAAUUACUACAGAAUAGUUUUAUUUUCAAGAAGAAAAGAAAAAAAGCAAUUGCUGCGGUUUCUAAGAAACUGCUGUGAGUCCUUUUAGUCAUGCUGUUCAACAACUACUCCCACGUCUGCUGCUUGUCCCAGGCGGGUGGCGUUGGGUGCGUGAUGUGAACCAUAGCGGCUGGGAGAGGUGGUCGGCACUCGCAGGCUUUUGUCACGAGUGCUGAGCUUUGUGAAUGUCAUUGGAAUACGCUGUGACAAUUUCUUGCUGGGAGUUUCGUGUGCCGGUGAGCUCUGGGGUGUUCUUGGCGUUUAAAGCUGAUCGUCUCUGGAUGAAGCUGCCGUGGGGGAGGGUGUCUCUGGGGUCAGCUUCGUGGGAUGGGGCGUGCGAAUUCUCACUCGUGGGGAAAGGAAAGCUGUUGCUUAAUUGCACUUCUUCCGAUCCUUUAACCUCCCGGCUGGGAACGCAGCAGCCGGGGUAAGGGCACAGCGUCAGUACAACAACGAAGGCCUACCUCUGUAACUUUAUGGCAUAGUCUGGUUGUGUAAAAAUCUGUGUCAGAAACAGUUUUUAGGCCUUAAAAUCCAAUCCACUAGCAUGUGUUGCUGUUCCAGUCCGUGUGUCGGAGGACUCGUAGGCUGGAGCUCUCCCGAGCUGCUGUACCAAUUCCGUCAGCGCAACCUCCGUGCCCCCUUCCUUGAUUCAGGACGUAGCUGCAGUGCAAAGACAUUUGCUGUGAAGAGCUUAAAAGAGUUGUGCUAAUCCGAUUUAAAAUCUGAUUUGGAUCGCUGGCAGUUCCCCAGUCCAUGGGCAGACAAAGCUCAGAGAUCCGGCAGCCAUUUAAAGCAACUUCAGAACCCGAACUUCCACCUGUCGUCUCCUGAGAAGUGUUUGUGAUGCUAUUUACCCAUUUUCGCAUGGACCUACGGGCUGCAGUCAAUCCGUGUGCUAAACAGACAAAUCACACAGCUCAUCGUAAGAUUCCUGCUGCCUCAAACUUCUUAUACUACAGUACUUUAAAAAUGCAUGUGGAAAUCAUGCUGCAAUAUAGUCAGUCAAAAGAAAAAAAGUAUAUAUUUCCAAAUGAAAAGCAGUUUUUAAUAAAUUACUUGAAUUGUCGAUGUAUUUAAGAAAUGGAUGUUUUGGUAUAUUUGAAGUCGACGUGCAGUCUUGGCUGGCAUCACUGACGAAUUCCCGGUGGCAUACGGUGUGGCUUUCAGCUGAAGGCUUUCGGUCGGUGCCGACGUCCUUAUGCUGUCAAGGGUGACGAUGUCGUUUUCAGGCUGGCGAAAUUGCCGAGCACUAAGUACAUGUAAUCGCACAGGACUUCUAUUUUUUUUCAAAUGUCUCAAAAAAAGUCUUUUUUUUUUCUUUAAGGUGUUUUUUUUUUUGUUUUUUUUUUUUUUAUUUAGAACACAUACUGUGAACUGUGUUCGGACAGGGGAAUAGUACUACUGAAAAAUACGAGACCUUACUGAAGAAAUCAGUUGUGAGAAACACUUUAACUGAACUUCUGCCGUGAAUUUUAUCAUCUCAAUUACAUUUAAUAUAUUCUGGUGAUAUUCCUAUAUAACAGAGAUGCGUGUUGUAUUUCACCCUAUAACUGGCAUUCAUGUAAAAUACAAACUGAGUUAGACGUUUUAAAGUGGCUUUAAUAUUUUAUUUUUAAAACUUCUUGAAGAUUCUGCUUUUGGUUCAGUGAACACUGUCGAGUACUCCUUAUUUCAGUCUCUAUUUCUCAGAAGGUUCUUCUACACUUUGAAAACCUGCAUCUUCUGGUCAGUGCCAGCCUUACCCCGUUUCCCCGCCAGUCAUGGUUUCGGUGAUUGUGAAUGUAGCUUCAGCCCGGCGUUGCUCCACGCAGCACCUUUGUAAGCCAAGAUUUCUUUCACAGCGCGGCCGAGCUCACCGAGGUCCAACAGGGAGAUGCUGAAGCUCCCUCUCGCUGCACGUCCUGCAGAGGGAACGCAAAACAGUUUUGGGGGGGGAGGUCACGCGCUUUUAUUUAGCUUUCUCAGUCGGGGCAAGCAGUGAGGAGGGAGAACGACAUUUCCAGCCCAGGGGGGUUCAGUCGCAGGCAGAGCAGGGCCGGUUUGUCCCAGCCAGCGUUUUGCUGAGCCUCGUUUCAAAGAAUUGGACGUUAAAAGGCAGAUUUGGGAUUGUUUAUGGGGUUCUUUAAUUACCGUUCACAACGCAUAAAUACGCACACCGCUUUGUAGCAGGAAGCUCUAUUUCACUGCCCUCUAAAGCCAAAGGAAAUAAUUAUCCAUUGUAAACAGGCUGAAGUAUUUGUAGUAUUGCCAGAAGAAUUAACUGGGGGCAGCCCCUGCCAAAGUAUCUCCUUCUGUACCUCGGCCAGCCCGUGAAACCACCGCGCUGACUUCCAGCACGCUCGCCAGCGAUGGUUUCUGACGUCUUUCAGAGUAAUGCUUUUUCUGGAAUUUAUGAGAGUUUUCUUCCUAGCCCCGGCACUGCUCAGGGUAGAGUGGGCACUCGUUUGUGUCUAGUUGUGUCCCUUACCUUUAUUUUGAUACAGAAAAGAUGGGUUUUGUCACAAUUAAAGGUAAACUAGUAUGAUUUUAUGUCUUUAUUGCAGAAGAGAGAGUUGAGGGGUCUUUUUUUUAAUUCCUGGUGAUAGUAAGUGUCAUUUUUUGUUUGCGGGUAGUACUGUACGAGCUCAUCCCGCGUGCUCUGUGUCUUAGGACCUUCAUGCAGUCGUCUGAGGUGCAGUGUUUUCCUUCCGAGUUGCUCUAUACUGUAAACAAUUGCAAUGGAUUUUGCUGCAGUCUUUCUGACCUGUAACACCUCUGCAUCAGGCACCGUUAGCUCUCAGUUUCUCGAGUGUUUCGUGAGGACUUUGUGGUCGGUGAGCUGCACGGGUAGGAAUAUCUACGGGGAGGCAGAGAAGCUCAAACCGAUCCGCUCAGCAAGGCGUAGCAAGGGUUUUGCACCGCUGGGUUAUCGCAAGAGUCCAGUCGGGUCUGAACUGUUUGCGGCUGGCAAUUUGAGAUUCCAGAAGCAAUAAUUUCUUCGGAAUGUUUCCCUUCCUGCUGGUUAGAUGACGUUCAUAGAGAUUUAUUACCUACAUAGCCUUUUCAGAACACGACUCUGGUCGUUUGCGAGCGCUGGCAAUAAGCAGUCACGGAAAGAUGUGGGUUGUUCAUCAUCAGGAGGGAGGAAGCCAGUAAAUCCAGCAGAGGUUAGCGCUCCCUGAAACACGCGGUGUCCUUUUCCCCUUGCCUCGGGAGCCCAAGGCGACGCCGGUUCAGUCUCUGCGACGAAUUCUAGUUCGAUCCCCGAGAGGUUUUUUUUUAGGUGCGUGCGUGCGUGCGUGUGUCGGUGUUGUGUGUACCUGCAUAUACACACCGGUCGGGCCAAAAUACCGUGGGUGGUUGUGCUCUUCGUCUCUGUACUCAGCAAGGUUUUCAGCUGAGUUCUUCCAGGUUUUCCCUCGUCCUUGCCUGCUGCGCGACGAGCUCAGCUGUACGUAUAUAUCUUAUUUAAAUCACUAAGUAAACUCCUGCAUGAUAUUCCAAGCACAUGUAGCAGCUUCGGCAUCUGAAGUAUCUGUUGUAAAAGAGAAGUUGGUUUUCUUUGCAGCUGUUUUGUCCUCGUUUCCUUUUCAUAGGCCAAAUAAAUGUUAAUGAACACCAAAUGUUGCACAGAAAUGUUGUUAAUGACUGUGUAGAAGAAAUACCAAAUUUUAUUUUUCUUUGCAGAAACUUUUAUGGUUACAGAGAGUCCUCUAGCUGUUAUUCUUAAACGACAAAGCUGAACGUUUGUAAAGCGCGUUGAAAGUGGUCAUUUUAACCAGGGGAGCUACCCAAAGUUUUCUGUUUCUCAUGUUGCAUCCAGAACAAGCGCUGCGCAGAGGCGAGCUGCAGCAGCUCAGCUGCCAGCCGCCGUUUUGUUUCGGAGCUCAGCAGCCUGGCCAGUUAGAAAUGGUGUUAGAUAAUAACCAAGGGGCUCAGGCUUUCAGCCUCGCACAGGGAAACACGGGCACUCUGACGUUGACUGAAAUUACGGCAGUUUACUGGCAAAUAUUUCCCCCCCAAAAAAAGAGAGUAUUUUCAAAUUUCUUCUCAAAUUCAAAUUUCUUCUCAAACCACAAGGCUUUUGGUGCGGUUGUGACCUGCUAAAGCUUUACGGAAAAGCCAGGACACGGGUUCCCUUCGGCAUGCUCUGCCACGUUGUUCUGAAAUUUCAGAAGUUUCAGAAAUUUCGGCGUUGUGGGUGGAGCUCUAGGAGCGUUGCCUUGCUCAGCCAGGCAUCGCCUGCACCUAUUCAAUCCUCAGCGAUAGCCAAAUUGUAGUAAAUAGCCCCAAAACCAGGAAGACUUCUCUCUUACCGCAUUGGCAGUUCCCGAUGAUUAUUUUCUUUCUGAUGUAACAUGAACACUAAGCCCUUUUGGUAGCCAAAUGACCAGCUUCUUUUAAAUGCCUCAUAUUAAUAGAAAGCUGCAUAUAGGCAUCUCAUAGCGGAAAAAAAUAAAAAGAGAAUAUUUAGUUCCUUUGUGAACUGGCCAUAUGACAACUACUUUUUUAUCAACUUAUUAAGUUGGGGCACUAUAAUAGCUCUUGCUGAGUUUAGCAAUGUUUAUAAGCAUGUGUUAAACACAUAAUGUUAAGUUUUAUGAGGAAAAAGGGAUAAAGAAAAGUAAUGUCACAGAUGAAUGUUUGAGUGCAUAGACGGCAUAACGUAUGUAUGUUUUUUAUUUCUACACUGUUGAGCUUACUUUCUGUUUUAAGGUCAAAAAACAAAAAGAUUUGUUGCAUGAGAACUGUUUUAUUGUGUUCUGCACUUUCUGUUCUUUUUGUAUAAUCUCAAUUUUUUUUCAUUUACGCAUAGAAAACAAAAAAAAAAUCAAUUUAGAGAUAUUCUACUUCACAAGACGUUGUGUUCCAAUCCGUUGUUCUGAAGUUCGAUCUUAAUAAACAUUUCAGUAAGAGUU